UCUUCUUCUUGAAUCCACCGAUCGAGUACUCUCUCCCUCUCUCUCCUCUCUCUCAUUUCAUUCGAUACAAAAUUAGCUAAACCCUAAACCUAACCUAACCCUAGAGGUUGUUCCCUCUUCUUAGUGGUGAAGAUGGAGAAGGAUGUGGAGAUUCCGAGGGGAAUUAGCCCGAAAUGGAAGAGCAGUUCGAGGGAAUCAUCGUUCUUCGGAGUUAUAGGAGAAAAUGAUAUUGCCGUAAAGCCAGUUGAGCCUAUCGAGAUAUACUCUGAGAGGGAUUUGACAAGGGAAAUUGGGAGAAUUUGUUCGAAUUUACAUCCAGAUAAAGAUUGGUUUGUUCGGGUGACAGCCAUGCAGACAAUCGAAGGCCUGGUGCUUGGAGGUGCUGCCAAUUAUCCAUCAUUUUGCCUUCUUCUAAAGCAGCUUGUUGCCCCAUUACACACUCAGCUACUGGAUCGACGCUCUAGCAUCAUUAAACAGGCCUGUCAUCUAUUGAGCUUCUUAUCAAAGGAACUUCUAGGAGACUUUGAGUCUUAUGCUGAGAUGUUCAUUCCGGUUCUCCUUAAGCUUGUUGUUAUAACAGUUUAUGUAAUUGCUGAGUCAGCAGACAAUUGUAUAAAAAUGAUGUUGCGGAACUGCAAGGUUUCACGUAUUCUUCCACGAAUUGUCAAUUGUGUCAAGAAUGACCGAAGUGCAGUUCUACGUGCUAGGUGCUGUGAGUAUGCACUUCUGAUACUAGGGUACUGGGCUGAUACCCCAGAAAUACUUCGUUCAGCUGAUUUGUAUGAAGAUCUGAUUAAGUGCAGUGUAGCAGAUGCCGUUAGUGAGGUGCGAUCAACUGCACGAGCUUGCUACAGGAUGUUUGCCAAAAUUUGGCCGGAGCGUUCCACUCGCCUUUUCUUGUCAUUUGACACUGUCAGACAAAAGAUAAUCAAUGAUGAAGAUGGCGAGAAGCACGAAAUAUGUGCUUCUCCAUCACUUAACAAACAAGCAAUUCAACUACUGCAAACUCCAUCUCAUGCUCCUAGCCUAAAUUCACCUGCAUGUGCUACUUCUAAUGCACUUGCAAUGGACAAGACCAUCGAUUUUGCUUCUUUAUCACAAACAAAGCUAUGGUCAAUCAGUGAUUCAGAAAAAAAUUACCAGAGUCUUCUCUCUGCUUGUAAAGAAAAGGGUCCACCAAUUGCAAUAUCCGUGAAAGCUGUAAAUGUAUCAGACAAGGAAAGCCCUCAUAUUUCAUACUUGAACAAUUCUGAUUUAGGAGUUGAUCACUUGUCUGCAAGUUUCUCUUUACAGAAUUCAGCAUUUUCUCAUGCAUCCACGGCUACUUUAAACAAGGAUAUUGUAAAUCAUGGCGAUCAAGAUUCAGAAAAUCUCAUCCCUCUGGUCCACUCGGCGAAAGAUUCUACGAAAUCACCUAACGCCGGUCAGUUAUCAUUAGAUUCCGUGUCAGCCUCUUCAUUGCCUUGUACUUCAAAAAGUUCAGAAAAGUCUCAAAAUGGGGGUGUCAUUGAAUUCACUAAUGAUAUUAGAUCAAGUAAGCAACUUUCUCAUCAAAUUGACGGUAAUUUUAUCCCCAAUUUUCGCCGACCGCUUCUAAAACAACAAGUCAAUAACUUGCUUCUGGCGACCUGCGUAAAUAGUUUUGAUGAUAGUGAGCUUUUACUGGGUGAAAUGGCUAGCUAUAUCGAUGCUCCAUCAUCUCUUAAUGAUUCUCUAGUUGAGGGCCUAAAGCCAAGUUCAGGUUGGAUUAUGAGGAUUUUCGCAUUCAAUUAUGUCCAUUCAUUGUUGCAGCAAGGACCCAAAGGAAUUCAGGAAAUUACCCAGAGUUUUGACAAGAUCAUGAAGCUCUUUUGCCGAUAUUUGGAUGAUCCUCAUCAUAAAGUAGCACAAGCUGCUUUCUCAACACUAUUGGAGAUGAUCCCAGGUUUUAAAAAGCCUUUUGAGACUUAUCUUGACAGGACUUUACCGCAAGUUUUUGGUCGGUUAAAUGACCCAAAGGAAUCAAUUAGACAAUCAUGCUCAAAAAUCUUAGACAUUGUCGGUGCAUAUUAUGGAAUUGAAUCCUUAUUACCAGCGCUUGUCCGUUCAUUCGAUGAAAAGAAGUCCCCUAAGGCAAAAUUAGCUAUCAUUCAGUUUGCAAAUAGCUCAUUCAGCAAACAAGUUAUAAAUGAUGAUGAUUAUUCUGGUCAUGGAUUUCUUAAACUAUGGCUUUCUAAGCUAGAACCUUUAUUUAAUGACAAAAAUAUAAAGCUAAAAGAAGCAGCUGUGACUGGAUUCCUAUCAAUUUAUUCAAAUUACAAUCCUGGAUCUGUUUUAACAUUUAUACUUAGCUUCUCAGUUGAAAAACAGAAAGUGCUCAGACGGGCACUUAAGCGGUAUACUUCGAGGAUAGAGAUUGAUAUAGUGAAUUUUGUUCACACUAAGAAAGACAGGCAAUGGCCAAGAUCUUUCUAUGACCAUUUUGAUUCCACUGGAACAUCUUUCAAUGAAACUUAUUGUGGAGCACCAAUGAAAGGUUCUGCUAGCAAGGAUGGUUUAAGGAAAAUGAACUCCAUGCAGCAAUGUUCCACUUCCCUCAGUCAGUCUGAUUGUGGUGAAAAUAUGCAGCUAGUUUAUCAUAACAACAAGGCUGGCUUGGACUCUCAGGUGCACAGGCACAAUAUACCAACGCAGCUCAUGAUCGCAGAUGAAAAGCUGACUUCAGAUAGUGGAACCAGCUUUCCCCAACUGCUCCAUCAGGUUAGCGGGAAUGAUCGAAAGUCAAGUUCAGACAAACAUAAGGCACUUCAUCAGUUGGCUGAAGUUCUGAAAACCAGUGAACAUUCUGCCAUGGCCAAGUGCGUCAAUCAAAUUUUAACUGUCAUGCUUGAGAUGCUGGAUGAUCCUGAUUCAUCAGUUAAAGAUCUCGCUCUUUCUUUAUCCCUUGAAAUGCUAACCAAACAGAAAAAGGUGAUGGAAGAUUCUAUUGAUACUGUUAUUCCUAAAUUGAUUCAUGCAACCAAAGAUGUCGUCGUGAAGGUUGCACAUCAGGCAGAGAGCUGCUUAAUUAUUGUGUUGACAGAGUAUGACCCGUUGAGAUGCCUAGUUGGUAUUGCUCCUUUGCUGAUCAGUGAUGAUGAAACGAUACUUAUUGUUAGCAUCAAUAGUUUGAUCAAGAUUGUAACUCGACUUUCACAGGAGGAGUUGAUAGCUCAUUUGCCUGCAUUUCUGCCUUCACUUGUUGAAGCAUUUAGCAAUCAGAGUACAGAUGUUCGUAAGACAGCUCUGUUCUGCUUGGUGGACAUCCAGACCAUGCUUGGCGAAGAAGCAUUCUUACCAUACCUGGACAGGUUUAAUAGCACACAGCGGCAGCUCAUAACAUUUUAUGCCAACGGAACUUCACGGGCGAAGACUACUGCAAGAGAUGCUAUACAGGGAUAGAAAAUAGUGCACUUAACUGCAUGUGUAAUUUUUAAUUCUAUCAGCAGCUCUUGUAUAUUUAUUUCUUGUUUACUUGAUGCCCCCUUGAGUAAUUUGUUGACAUGUUUACCCCCACACAUUAUGGCGUUUAAACGCUAAACUAGUUAAUCCGUGCUGAACGAUAAACUAGUUAAUCCAUGCUUAAGAACAUUUGACUUUCAAA
This is a messenger RNA of Ananas comosus (pineapple), 3622 nucleotides long. RefSeq names its product CLIP-associated protein-like. Gene Ontology annotation, cellular component: cytoplasmic microtubule. The coding region runs from base 133 to 3420 and encodes 1095 amino acids. NCBI's taxonomy places the organism in Eukaryota, Viridiplantae, Streptophyta, Magnoliopsida, Poales, Bromeliaceae. Gene Ontology annotation, molecular function: microtubule binding. The transcript is spliced from 17 exons. The record is from RefSeq and is a predicted model, not a curated record. Gene Ontology annotation, biological process: microtubule cytoskeleton organization.